GGUGCGGGAAAGAACAGUGGCGAAGUGAUAAAACGUAACAGAAUAUUUCGAUUUUACGUCUCGCACUUCGUUGAACAUGGAAUUGUCUUGAGUGAUUCUCGGAGGAAAUGUCAGAAUUUUUCAAACAUCAUGGGGAAAAUUAUAUGUUUGUUGAUGCUAUUCAUUGGACUAGUUUCCUCGGCGGUAAUCCCUACUGAAGAUUACUGGUCCCUUCGCGCUAGUUUGCUUCAUGUUGAAGAAGUAACAUCAAUUGGAGGUCGUCUGGCUUUCAAGGAAGGCGAGCACAAUGCCAACGAUCUCUUGAUGACUCACAAAAGGGCGGAAAUUGACGAAGCAUUCUCGAACCCCAGGAAGUUCCUCCCUGCAAAGAACUUUCUAGAAGUUCUCGGAGGAAUCGAACAAUCGAAAGUGUUCAAAAUAAUGAAGAAGGUCCCCAAGGGUGCAGUUCUCCACGCACACGACACUGCAUUCGUCCACUGGGAAUUCGUCUACAACAUAACAUUCCGAGAGAAUUUGUACAUAUGCGAUAGCGAUGGGGAAUUGUCUCUUCAAUUCUUCCAAACCCCAUCGAACAGCUGCGAUUGGAAGCUGCUGAGUGACCUGAGGGAAGAGCUAGCAGUCGCGGAUUCCCUCAACGAGAGGAUCCGCCGAAAAAUGACGAUGCUUGUUGAGAAUCCCGACGAGAAAUACCCGGACGUCGACGCUGCUUGGGCCAAGUUCAUGGACAUCUUCAUGUUCAUCACGCCGAUGCUCACUUACAGACCUGUCUGGGAGGAUUAUUAUUACCAGGGGCUCAAAGAGCUGUAUGAGGACAAUGUCUUGUAUUUGGAGUUGAGGUCUACACUUCCACCACUCUAUGAACUUGAUGGGAGGGAGUAUAAACUACUAGAAGUUGUGGGAAUCUACAAGAAUGUUACGGCAAGGUUCAAAGAGGAUUAUCCUGACUUCAUUGGUGCAAAAAUCAUUUACGCCCCGUUAAGAAUGAUGAGCGAAACCGAAAUAGGAAAUUUCAUAAACGAGGCUGUGGAAAUGAAGAGGACUUACCCCCAUUUUUUCGCAGGAUUUGACUUGGUGGGUCAAGAAGACAAGGGAAAAACUUUGAAAUCAUAUGCUGACAAACUGAAUGCAGUUAAAAACGAGAUAAACUAUUUCUUUCACGCUGGAGAGACGAAUUGGUACGGCACCAGUACCGACGACAAUUUGAUUGACGCUGUUUUACUCAAUACGAAGAGAAUUGGCCAUGGCUAUGCAAUUGUGAAGCAUCCGAAGGUGUUGGACUACGUCAAGAAGAAUAAAAUUGCUAUAGAAGUUUGCCCGAUUUCGAAUCAAGUACUUGGGUUGGUGAAGGACCUCCGUAACCACCCAGCGUCAGCAUUAUUCGCAGACGAUGUUCCAGUGGUCGUUUCCAAUGAUGAUCCAGGGCUCUUCGGCUCCAGGGCACUCAGUUACGACUUCUAUGAGGCCUUCAUGGGCAUGAUGUCCAAGAAUGCAGACAUACGGGCACUCAAACAACUCGCUAUGAACUCUCUCAUCUACAGCAGUCUUUCCCAAGACGAACGGUUUCACGCCUUCAACAUUUGGCAGGGGAGAUGGGACCGAUUUAUUAAUGAACUCAACAAUAAAGUUGUUUAAACUCAUUGUACACCGUAUGAUAACAAUGGGAUUGUCGAUUUUCUACGUGACUGCCAUUACGAUUGCCAUAAUUUGUGAAUUAAAUGCAAAUGCUCGUUAAUUAAACGUUUUCACCUUCAUCAA
Diachasma alloeum is the source of this 1755-nucleotide messenger RNA. Its product is annotated as adenosine deaminase 2. The transcript is spliced from 4 exons. Bases 130 to 1632 code for a protein of 500 amino acids. Gene Ontology annotation, molecular function: adenosine deaminase activity. The record is from RefSeq and is a predicted model, not a curated record. NCBI's taxonomy places the organism in Eukaryota, Metazoa, Arthropoda, Insecta, Hymenoptera, Braconidae. Gene Ontology annotation, biological process: inosine biosynthetic process; adenosine catabolic process.